AUGAGUAUGCAGCAACUUGGUAUUUACCUCGACUUUGUCAAAAUCAUCGCUUCAUUUCUGGCUAGAUUGAUAGUCGAGAAAGCGCAGUCAGUUGCCCACAGAUUCACCUACCGUCCAUCGCCCGACCCGCUCAAUGUGAUCGUCGUCGGAGGCUCAUUUGCGGGCUGCUUGGCCGCUCAACGACUUGCGCACACACUUCCCACUGGCUAUCGGGUCAUUCUAGUUGAGAAGCACUCUCAUUUUCAUUACACCUUUAGCUUUCCGCGUAACGCCGUGUUCUCUGGGCGGGAGCAUAACGCUUUUGUUGCAUAUGAUGGUCUUGCUUCUGGGGCUCCCGAUGGUAUCUUCCGUCAAAUCUGCGACGAAGUCACCGAGGUGGGGGAGAAGACCAUCACCACCAGAGGUGGUAUAUCUCUAGACUAUGACCACCUUGUGGUUGCCACUGGUGCAAGCCAGCCUCCUCCAGCCCGAUUGCGCGCCAGUGAAAAAGACGAUUCAAUUGUCGAGUUGCAGGAACUCCAGCAGCGCAUCGAAAAGGCCCCCAGAGUUGCAGUUGUCGGGGGUGGAGCGGUUGGCGUUGAGCUGGCUACAGACAUGAAAGAUAGAUACCCCGAUAAACAUGUUACCCUCAUCCACUCCAGAAAGCAACUGCUGCCUCGCUUCGGACCAAAGCUUCACGACCAUGUCUUAGCUAAGCUAGGAGAACAAGGCAUCGAAGUCUUGCUUGGCGAAAAGCCCACGUUGCCUGACGACGCUGGCCAGAUUGUCCGAGAAACUAAUCUUAAGUUUACAAAUGGAGAGAUGAAGACCUUUGAUCUGGUGAUACCCUGCACCGGCUUUCGUCCACAUUCGAAUCUGCUCGCCACUUACUCCCCGAAGAGCAUUGCUUCGAGCGGCGAGAUCAAGGUCAAGCAGAGUCUGCAGGUCGACAAUUUGCCGUCGACUCGGCAGAAUGUUUUCGCUGUAGGCGACGUUGCGCAAUCAGGUGGCCCCAAGCAGGCUCGCGCUGCAAUGAUACAGGUUGAGGUUGCCGUCCAGAAUAUCCUUAGCCUUAUCAAAGACAAUUCGGCCAAAGGGGUGUACGUGCCUCAAUAUUUUGAGAACACCCUGCAGCUUACUUUGGGAACCAAGUUGGGUGUCAUGUAUUUGCAAAAGGGGGAUUACGAAUGGUUGAAGGAGAUGAAUAAGACAGAUGCCGAUUUGAACGUUGGCAAAAUCAGAUGGCAGCUCAACGCAAAAUCGACUUAA
Messenger RNA from Fusarium sp. VM40, 1248 nucleotides. NCBI's taxonomy places the organism in Eukaryota, Fungi, Ascomycota, Sordariomycetes, Hypocreales, Nectriaceae. The record is from the annotation of a GenBank genome assembly.